UAUUUAGUGGUGUGCGUUUCAUACAUUCACAUAACACAUCAGAAUAAGAAGUACAUAUAUAUCGUUACUAUCCUUGUUUCUCUAGUCACUUUUCUAUUUAGAAUCUACAUUUGUAAAUUAGGAUCACUUCGGAUUAGACGUUUCUAAACUUAACCAAUAAAAUAGUGAGAAAAAAUUAAUUAAGAAUUUGUGUGGCAUAUACAUAUUAAUAAUCGUAAUUAAAUAUUUUCAAGAUCAACGUUACUUUGGAAUUCUAAUAAGAUGAUUUUACAAAGAAUAGCAAAUCAAUAUGUUUUGCGUAACAUCAAACAAUUUGAAUCUAUUACAAAACCUAGUUGUAUGUUAUCGCACUAUGGGAAAUUUUCACAAACAACCAAACUUUCUUCAUCAUUUACAAAUUUGAAUCUUACCAAUACUAAAAUAGCUAAUAAUGAAAAUCAUCAAUUAUUGACAAAGUUACCUAUGUCAUUAACCUUAAGUGGAAAUCAAUCUCGCUUUGCUAGUACAUCAGGCAGUCAUGUACGUUUAUGGGUCGCAGAGAAAUUAGUUUCUGCUGCGAUGCCAGUUUUACUACCAGCUUCUUUAUUAUUGGAAAAUCCAGCUAUCGAUGUUAUAACUGCUGUUUUAGUUGUAAUGCAUAUGCAUUGGGGUUUGGAAGCUUUGGUUGUUGAUUAUGCAAGGCCUAUUAUUGUUGGACCGCUUCUUCCUAAGGUAUUCCAUCUUUUGUUAAAUCUUUUGUCGAUUGUAACACUUGCUGGGCUUCUUGUACUAAUUUACAAUGGACCUGGUAUCGGAAAAUCUAUCAAAGAUGCAUGGAGGAUUGGUCAACAAAAAACUACUUAGGUACUUAGAAUAAAAAGGUUAAUAAGUGAAAUAAUUUAUUGCUAUAAGUUACAUAUGACGUAGUUACCUUCUUUCUAAAUUGUACAGAAAUAAAAUAUUUAUUAUCUUA
Molecule: messenger RNA, 952 nt
Organism: Polistes dominula (European paper wasp)
Lineage: Eukaryota; Metazoa; Arthropoda; Insecta; Hymenoptera; Vespidae
Gene: SdhD
Product: succinate dehydrogenase, subunit D
Biological process (GO): mitochondrial electron transport, succinate to ubiquinone; tricarboxylic acid cycle
Cellular component (GO): membrane; respiratory chain complex II (succinate dehydrogenase); mitochondrial envelope
Molecular function (GO): ubiquinone binding; heme binding
Source: RefSeq, a predicted model, not a curated record